Molecule: messenger RNA, 1760 nt
Organism: Nezara viridula (southern green stink bug)
Lineage: Eukaryota; Metazoa; Arthropoda; Insecta; Hemiptera; Pentatomidae
Source: the annotation of a GenBank genome assembly
GGUAUUCGUCAUUUAGGAAACCAACUGAUAUUGUAUAACUAUGGGAUGGAUCUUGCCUUUGUCUUUAUUUUUCUUAUUUCAUUUGAUAAACUGUAAUGUGAUCAAUCAUAAUUUCGGUGAGACAAUAGAAGAGGAGAUCGAAAAAUACCUUAACUGGCCAGGUCCACUGGAUAGAGAAUCGUUACAAAAAUUAGCUAAAAUCGAAGAAAAGGGUGGAAUAUAUCCUAUUCACCGAGCAUCUGCUGAAAACAGAGCCGACGUCGUCAGCUUCUUGCUAGAACUAGGGGUCAACGUCAACAGCAGGGACAGGCAGGGUUACUGGACCCCGCUCCACUGGGUAGCUGCCAACGACAGCCUCCAAGCAGCGGAAGUUCUCUUGGAACACGGAGCGGACACGGAAAUGAAAGAUAUGGAGUUCAGGACACCUCUUCACAUAGCGUCUGCCAAUGGAUACCUGGAGAUUGUGAGGAUCCUCUUGGACAACGGUGCGUACAUUCACUCCAGGGACUCGAUAGGCAACACUCCACUUAUGAAAGCUGCGGCGGGUGGACAUCUGGAAACGGUCAAACUUUUACUGGAAAGAGGGGCCGACAUCAACAUGCGAAACAACCAACAUUUAGAAGCAAUUCACCUGGCAAUGAUGGACGGUAGCAUUGAUCUGGUGAAGUUGUUAUUAGAUCACGGGGCAGACAUACACCCUAAAGAACCAAAAGACGCUCCUAUUUUACAUUGGGCAGCAGGGUACGGAGAUGUCGCGAUGGUAAAGAUGAUCCUUAACCGCGGAGAACAUGUUGAUGUCAAGAACUCCGAAGGCUUCACGGGACUUUUUGUUGCUGUGUUCAGGGGUCGGCCUGGAGUGACUAGAUUGCUGCUCAACCUAGGUGCCAACAUGGAGGCUACCGACAACGUUUUCGGUCAGCGUCCAGUCCACUGGGCCGCUAUGUUCGGCCAACAGGAGACACUCAGGAUUUUGCUUGAAGGAGGUGCUUUUGUCAAUCCCAAGAAUAACAGAGGCGCAACCCCUUUACACCUUGCGGCUGCAAAAGGAUUCCGUGAAACGAUGAUGAUCCUACUUGAUUUCGGGGCGGAUAAGGAAGCCCUGAAUGAACAUGGAAGGACACCCCUUCACCAGGCUGCCUGGAACAAUAUGGCGGAAGCUGCCAAGUUACUGCUAGACAGCGGUGCCGACAUGGAGGCCAUGGACAACGCCGGAAUGACUCCACUUUUGGUAGCACAGAAGAGCGGGCACAUCGAGACGGUGGAAUUGCUGCUCUCCAGGGGUGCUGAUACUAACCCUCAGUACAGGGAAAAGAGCACGGAGCGUGUACCAUUUAAUGUUGUUACCGAUAUUGACGAAGUUGGUACAAAUUUCAAUGAUGCUUCAGGGAUUCCUCCAAGCAGUGCUUCAAAAUUAAAUUCACUCGAAAGUGGAAUGUAACCAAUAUCAUGCCGCUAUAUCCAAACAUUAAAAUAAUACCUACUGAAUACUACUGUGCACUCUUGAAACUAUGCCAUCGAACCGAAAACCUUCAUCAUUGUGACGAAAAUAUUUAGUCAGUCAGCUUAUCAUAUUAUUUUUUGUUAUAUAAUCAUAUUUCAAAAAUAAUUAAAUCGGGAUUUUUACAUGAUAUCUUAGCCAAAGGAGAAAUUAAAAGUAAUAAUAGACAUAAAAUAUGACAACAUAUAAUGCGGUUUCCGAUUCUGAAGAAGUUGCAAAAAACAUCGACUAUGCUUCAGCAACCCCUACAAGUAGUGUUGCC